This is a messenger RNA of Bactrocera tryoni, 753 nucleotides long. RefSeq lists its product as uncharacterized. The coding region runs from base 1 to 468 and encodes 155 amino acids. NCBI's taxonomy places the organism in Eukaryota, Metazoa, Arthropoda, Insecta, Diptera, Tephritidae. The record is from RefSeq and is a predicted model, not a curated record. The transcript is spliced from 4 exons.
AUGAUCAAAAUUCUAUUCGUACUCGUGGUUUUCAUAAGCUCUCACUUUAUCUGUAGCGGCGAGCAAAGCGGACUCGUAAACUUUUGGUAUACUUGUGAUUUCCAAAUGGAAUCCGAUAUGAAUGACAUGAGUGAGGAAUGCCGUAAAAUAUAUAGCCAAAAAGCGGGCCAGAGCGAUGUCUACGAGCUGUAUAAAACCGAAGCUGAAAUGUUUUACAAAUUCCGAAAUAAAUUGGUGGAAUGCGAAAGCAAUGGCAAAACAUGUGCUUUGAGUGAUGGUCAAAGUGAAAUGGAAAUGCCGCUGCUAAUCGGCUAUGAUAUCAACAAACGUAUGCGUUUAUACAAAGAAGCCGAAAUAAAUCAGUGUUAUGUAGAGACCACCAAUAAUAUUGAAUUCAUAAAAUGUAUUAUCGAAGCUCGCAAGAAACUAUUGGCCGCCUUAAAUCAAAAUUGUUCGAGCAUCUUUUGACAAUGUAGUAAUUAGAUUCAGUGUGUCAGCGAAAAGAAAAUAUGUCAAAUCCUAAAAUUUGACUUGGCUGGACCUUUCUUAGGCUCUUAUUAUGUAUGGCAACUGACACGUGUAUAGUAGGCGUACACCACAAUUGAUAUUAUGCAUAGCAACAGGCUACUGAAGAAAGGCAGCUGUGUGCUAGAGGUUACAGAAAAUCAAGAAUUUCCUUUGAAACGGGUGAUCCAAGUAGAAGUACUUUUCCAAAGCCCUUUUUUUGCAGAUCACCUGUGUGUCGUGGCAAGC